Pocillopora meandrina is the source of this 405-nucleotide messenger RNA. The record is from the annotation of a GenBank genome assembly. NCBI's taxonomy places the organism in Eukaryota, Metazoa, Cnidaria, Anthozoa, Scleractinia, Pocilloporidae.
AUGGCGGAAAACUCAAUCGUGGAUUCAGGAGUCAAAGGUAUGAGUUGUUCGACGCCAGUCAACCCUUUUAAACCGACCAACCCGUUUACACCCGCGUCUGAUUCAUCAGUGAAUUAUUUUGGAAGCCCAAGUCGCCGAUUUCACUCUCCAAACCCAUUCGCACCCGAAAGCGAUACAGAUCAUAAUUCAGCCGAUUUGUUUACACAAAGCCGAAAGUUUAACAAACCUGUUAAAAAUCCAGCAGAUUAUGAUGGUAGUCAGUCGCUUCGAGACUAUUUGCGACACUUUGAGCGUUGCUCAGUUGUUAAUGGUUGGAGCAAAGAUGAAGCUGCCGUAUUUCUGGCCGCAAGCCUUUGCGGCGAAGCUCAAAAAGUGUUAAAUGGCAUGUCUGAUAGCGACUGUUGA